Molecule: messenger RNA, 2902 nt
Organism: Lycium ferocissimum
Lineage: Eukaryota; Viridiplantae; Streptophyta; Magnoliopsida; Solanales; Solanaceae
Product: probable E3 ubiquitin-protein ligase XBOS32
Exons: 10
Coding region: 1112-2653 (513 amino acids)
Molecular function (GO): protein binding
Source: RefSeq, a predicted model, not a curated record
UAUUGCCAAAAAAAAAAAAAAUUAAAGAAAAAAAAAAGAGAGAUUCUUGGCAGAUCAUUGUUCUUCUUGGUAUUUGUGAAUCAACAAAAUAAUGUCAUUUACUUGAACCCCAUUUUGGGAACUUGAGGCUCUCAACUUUCCAAAUUAGUUGCAAAAAAAAUUUCCCAUUUGAGAGUCUCAUUUUUUCAAGAUUAUUUUUUAGGCAAAAUUUUGAUUUGGGUAUUUGCUAAUCAAGGCUAUUUUUUGAUUCUUGAUGAUCAAAAAGAAAGUGUUUUGGUGAACCCCAUCAAGUAAUUUGAGGUUAUUUAUCUAUCCAUUGGGUUAUUUCUGCAAAUUUUGUGAUCUGGUGAAAAUUUUCUUUCUUGGGUAUUUUCCUGGAAAAUAUUUAACCCAAAUUUUGGAGAUAUCUGUUAUUUUUUAUAGGGAAAUUUGGUGGGGGUAUUGAGGAAUCUUGAAUAAUUGGUGAAUUUGUGGUUAAAAGUUAAAGACUUGACUGUUGUUUAAGUGAUCAAAGAUUUGAUUUUUAUGAUUUUUCUUGGGAAAAUUUGGACUUUUUGUAAGGUGGGGGUAUUUGGGAUUCUUGAAUAAUUGGAGAAUUUGUGACAUUUCCAAUUAACAAAAAAGGUUAAAAGUUAAAGACUUGAUUUUUAUGGUGUUAAAUGAUCAAAGAAUUGAUUUUUAAGAUUUUUCUUGGGAAAAUUUGGAGUUUUUGUAAGGUGGGGUAUUUGGGAUUCUUGAAUAAUUGGAAAAUUUGUUACAUUUCCAAUUAACAAAAAAAGUUAAAAGUUAAAGACUUGAUUUUUAUGGUGUUAAGUGAUUAAAGAUUUGUUUUAUGGUUUCUUCCAGCUCAGGUAUUUGACAAGGUCCUUUCCCCUUUAAUUUUUAUAGAUAUUGGUCACCAUCAAGAAUAGUACAUAUCAUAUUUUGUGUUAUGGAAAAAAAAUUGUUUGAUUGGUUGAUUCAUUGAUUAAUCAAGUCAGAAAACAUAUUGGUUUGAGAGGAUCUUCAUUGGAUUUGUUAAGACAAAUUGACUUUGAAACUAUGUGUAAGGAAAGUUUAGUUGUGGGAUUGUUAUUAGUUUGUUAGAAAGGAAGGAAUUUCUGUCAAUAUUAUGCCAGAAAGAUAUCCGAAAACUAUGAGAUUUUUGAGCCUUGUGGGGAAUUCAUUUGGUUGUUCUGCAUCCGGUGAGCGAUUAGUUUCUGCUGCUAGAGAUGGAGAUAUUCAGGAAGCGAAAGCUUUACUGGAUUAUAAUCCGCGUUUAGUGAGGUAUUCGACAUUUGGUGUUCGAAAUUCACCUCUACAUUACUCUGCUGCCCAAGGACAUCAUGAGAUUGUUACUCUCCUGCUUGAGUCUGGAGUUGACAUCAAUCUCAGAAACUACCGGGGUCAGACGGCUUUGAUGCAAGCAUGCCAAUAUGGUCACUGGGAAGUUGUUCAGACGCUCAUUCUUUUCAAAGCCAAUAUUCAUAGGGCUGAUUAUCUUAAUGGAGGUACAGCACUUCAUUUAGCUGCUCUGAACGGACAUUCUCGAUGUAUACGGCUUCUCCUUGCUGAUUAUAUACCAAGCAUCCCUAAUUUCUGUAAUGUCAUGAGAAAGAGAUCGAGAAACGAAGCCUCUAUCCAAGAAUUUGACGACUUUGCACUGCAUGAGGUGAUCAAUAGAGCUGCUGAUGGUGGAAUUACCGCCCUUCAUAUGGCAGCGCUUAAUGGCCAUGUUGAAAGCUUGCAGCUACUCUUGGACUUGGGGGCUUCGGUCACCAAGGUUACCGUGGAAGAUGGGACUACAAUUGAUUUGAUAGGUGCAGGAAGUACACCACUUCAUUAUGCUGCAUGUGGCGGGAAUGCUCAGUGUUGUCAGCUUUUAAUCGCCAGAGGUGCCAGUCUCAAUGCAGAAAAUGCAAAUGGGUGGACCCCGUUGAUGGUUGCUCAAUCAUGGCAUAGAGAAGGGCUGGAGGAGAUUUUAAGUGCUCGUCCAGAAAGGCAACCACGUCCUCUUCCUUCACCAUUCUUAUGCCUCCCUCUUAUGAGUAUAGUGAAGAUUGCUAGAGAAUGUGGAUGGAGAACAAUUGAUUCACCAUCAACUUGUUUAGACCCUUGUGUUGUUUGUCUGGAAAGAAAGUGUACAGUUGCUGCAGAAGGUUGUUUUCACGAGUUCUGCACGCGCUGUGCAUUGUACCUUUGCUCCACAAGUAGCACCUCAACCGUGGCCCACGGCCCUCCAGGCUCGAUUCCUUGCCCUUUAUGCCGACAUGGCAUCGUUUCAUUCGUUAAGCUCGCAGACACAACGCCGAUCAUCAAAGAAGCAGCUCGGACAAGUCUAUCUUUACCAUUUUGUUCAUGUACAGCCGACGGACAAGAACCAACUGCCUUAGAAAUGCCUUUUUGCAAGCCUGAUUUAUAUUGCUCGGGCCGACUCUCCUCCCCGCUUGGCUCUUCCUUCCGCUCAUUAAGCUGCCAAAAGUUCCCGGCGUUGAAAUUCAGCCCAGGCCUUUGUAUGGGAAGCCCGGACACAAGCCCAUCUUUAGCUCCAAGAACCGGUGAACGUGAACAUCUGACUCGAUGUUCACGAUCGAGCUUUAGGCGAUCAACAUCGAACGUCGAAGCUAGAAGAUGGUUGUGUUCCUUCAGCCAAUCUGUAGAAACUGGAAUCUGAACUAUUUGUUUCAACCUUAAAUUUGCAGAUAAAUCCCACAGGUUUUCAAUCUUUCUUUUGUUCUUUCCUUCUUUUUUUGGUUCGAAAGACCUAUUGUUUGUAUACCACUUGAGUCUUGUCCACUAAAUGUAAUUGAAAUAUUUCAUCUAUAUGAAGUUUGGCUUGUAAAUAAUAAGUAACAAUAUGUUAUAUAAGUGAAAUGGAAAAGAAUCCUGGGCUGGUAUUUAUUGAAGUUCUCUAUUCUGUGCC